CUUCUCGUGUGACUUUGGUCUCUACAAGAAGAUUUCUAAUAUCUUUGAGUGCACAUGGCCCGCAACUCUGUCAACCUAACCAUCUGUAUGAGCAAGCAAUCCCCAUAAUCACUCUCUAUCCGUCCCGACAGACAGCCUUGACAGAUCGCCUGCCGUCGCAGAUUCUGCGACCACGAGCAAAAUGAAGUUGAUACUCUCUACCUCCAAUAUAAUGUCCUCAGGACAAACAGUAGUUCGAAAACCUUUAUUUUCAAAAUCUAAUGUCGAACUUAUAAAAGCACUACGAGUCAACUUCUCGCACCAGGCGCAAUACCACCAACAUCAAACACAACCUUCUUCCACUGAUCAGUCCGGGACCAAUUCUCCAUCAGAUUAUACUCAAUGGACUACAGUUGAUGGGGAUACCCUUGAGAUCCCUACGUGGAGACCGACACCUCUGACAGAACCUCGCGACUCGUACGAUGUGACGGUCAAACUCUUUUACCUCCCAAAUAUCCCCUCUUCUCGACGGUCACAGCAUACGAAGGAGGCCAUUGACUUGGUAUUAAAAGAGUUGGGCAUUGAAAAUAUCGAUCUUUUGAUCGUAAGUUAUCCAGGAGUCAGUUUUGACGCUGAUGACUAUGGAGAGGAGGAGGAUUCGUCGGUGGACAAUGAGAAUGCCAGCCUCGACAGCACAGAUGAAUCACAAGGACUGGAGGCACAACUCAAGGCAUGGCGGACAUUAGAAGAAUAUCAUGAAAGAGGAGUCAUCUCGCAACUGGGUGUAUCAGAAUUCAGUUCGGAGAGGCUGGACAAAUUCCUGCCAGAAGUUAAAGUGCGACCGACGGUCAACCAGAUCAACGUCAAGGAUUGCUGCGUGGUGCCGCAACCAUUGAUCGUGUAUGCAAAGGAAAACCAACUUGAUCUCCUUACGCAUGCCGACUGCACGGAUAUUCUCCCUCCAGGGACAACACGAGAGUUGCUAGGUCCGGGCAAGGAUGGUGCUGGUAUCAUUGCAUCGAAACCUGAUGCUGGGGAUGAGGAGCCAGGAUUGAAGGGUGACAUUGAGCCGCAGUGGGUGAUUAAAUACACGGCUGUGGUCAAGAACCGUGGAGUGAUUGAGAACAAGGGUUAUUUUGCUCUGGCUCAACUCGGCACCUGCAUCGAACCGCGGCCGGAGGCGGCGCAGAUAGCAACUGUCUCGUGAUGCUGAAUUUGGAUCGCUUUCUAAAAUCCAAGCACUGGUGUUGGUUGGUAGGUUGGUUUUCUGAGCCUUGCAAAUAGAAUUGGUGCCCGAUGCGAUGGAACAUUGCCUUUUGAAC
Molecule: messenger RNA, 1301 nt
Organism: Exophiala mesophila
Lineage: Eukaryota; Fungi; Ascomycota; Eurotiomycetes; Chaetothyriales; Herpotrichiellaceae
Exons: 2
Coding region: 182-1186 (334 amino acids)
Biological process (GO): glutathione biosynthetic process
Cellular component (GO): glutamate-cysteine ligase complex
Molecular function (GO): glutamate-cysteine ligase catalytic subunit binding; enzyme regulator activity
Source: RefSeq, a predicted model, not a curated record